Portunus trituberculatus (swimming crab) is the source of this 6237-nucleotide messenger RNA. Its product is annotated as ATP-binding cassette sub-family D member 3-like. Gene Ontology annotation, biological process: very long-chain fatty acid catabolic process; long-chain fatty acid import into peroxisome; peroxisome organization. Gene Ontology annotation, cellular component: peroxisomal membrane. Gene Ontology annotation, molecular function: ATP hydrolysis activity; long-chain fatty acid transmembrane transporter activity; ABC-type transporter activity. The coding region runs from base 33 to 1352 and encodes 439 amino acids. The transcript is spliced from 9 exons. Lineage: Eukaryota; Metazoa; Arthropoda; Malacostraca; Decapoda; Portunidae. The record is from RefSeq and is a predicted model, not a curated record.
CUCUCCAUGCUUCAUUUUGUCCCUCCACCAUCAUGAUUAUCAACAGCCCUCCUUUGUUCUGCCAGGCACCAGGUGUCAUGAUCCUGUACCUGCUGUUGUCCGGCACCCUCCUCACCCACCUCCGCCGUCCCAUCAGCCGUCUCACCGUCACAGAACAGCGUCUGGAGGGAGAUUUCCGCUAUGUCAACUCUCGUCUCAUCACUAACUCGGAGGAGGUGGCCUUCUAUCAGGGGAACAAGAGAGAGAAGAAGAACAUUGAUACCUCCUUUAUGAGAUUGGUUAAUCAUCUCCGCUGCUUCAUCACUUUCCGCUUCAACAUGGGCUUCAUUGAUAACAUCAUUGCCAAGUAUCUGGCUACCUGUGUGGGCUUCUCAGUGGUUGCGUAUCCCUACCUCACCCCAACCAGACUGUCCAAGAGUGAAUACAAGACUCGCAUGCAGGACUACUACAGAAGUGGCAGGAUGUUAGUGAAGCUAGCUGAGGCCAUUGGAAGGCUGGUUCUGGCAGGCCGGGAGCUGACAAGGCUGGCUGGGUUCACAGCACGUGUCCAGGAACUGCUUACUGUCUUGAAGGACCUCAACGUUGGGCAAUACCAGCGCACCAUGGUGGAGAACAGGGCGUCCAGUGACAACCUGAGUCUCCUCGCUCUUCAGCCUGGCAGGGGCUUGGUUGUCAAUGAGGACAAUGUGAUCCGUUUUGAGCAUGUGCCGCUAGUCACUCCCAAUGGUGAUGUGCUGGUGCAGGAACUGAACUUUGAGGUGCAGUCGGGUAUGAACGUCCUGGUUUGUGGUCCCAAUGGGUGUGGCAAGUCAUCCCUCUUCAGGAUCCUUGGGGAGCUGUGGCCAGUGUUUGGAGGAUGCGUCACUAAGCCUAGUGCAGGGAAACUCUUCUACAUCCCCCAGCGGCCGUACAUGACCAUUGGCACACUCAGGGACCAGGUCAUCUACCCUGACUCCAACUCAGAUAUGACCUCCCGUGGGGUUAGUGAUGAUGACCUUAGGGAGCUUCUGGGACGAGUGCAGCUGACCCACAUCCUGGAUAGGGAGUGUGGAUGGGAUGCCACAGCAGAUUGGAUGGACGUGCUGUCUGGUGGGGAGAAGCAGCGAAUUGCAAUGGCUCGACUCUUCUACCACAAGCCCCAAUUUGCCAUUCUUGAUGAGUGUACGAGUGCAGUGAGUGUGGAUGUUGAGGAUGCAAUGUACCAGUACUGCCGCCAGGUUGGCAUCACUCUCUUCACAGUGUCCCAUCGCAAGAGUCUCUGGAAGCACCAUGAGUACUACCUUCACAUGGAUGGGCGUGGAUCCUUUGACUUCAAGCCCAUACAGCCAGACACUCAAGAGUUUGGUUCUUGAAGCUCCCAGAGGCUAUUGUACCUGUUGGAAAUCACCGCAUAGGGACACAGUGGGUGAAGCAAGAGCAGGUAACAGUUGGUGUCCAUGUCGUUGUGAUGCAGAUAGUGAGUUCACAGCAAAGAGGCUCUUCUCAUAGUGCUGGUGUUCCUGGGUCAGUGCUGUCAUGAUAGAGCAUUCUUAGCUUCUGUAUUCAUAGUUCAACUUGGCUUUUUUUUUUGGUGUAUUUAGAUUAAGGAAAGUAACGCAGUAAUAGUCAGUCAGACACUUUGCUUCCAGUUUUUAAAAAUGUCAGUUUUGAAAAGUCUGUUUUGUAGCACACAUCAGUAUUAUUGAAACCUCUUUCUCUUUCUCCUCUAACUCCAUAAUUGCUGUUGUUGGUAUUCAUUAUUAUUAUUGUUAUAAUUAUUUUUCUUCUUAUAUCUUUCAUAAUUGGUGACAACAUCAUUGUUUUUUGUUAUAACUAUCAUGUAGAAAUGUCAUCCUGGUGUACAAAUACAUAGCUAGGUUAUUAUUAUCAUUAUUGUAAUCACUGCAGUUGAUAACAGCAAUUGUUAAACAGAGAGGAAAGAGACAAAAUCGUUCUUAUCGCUGUCACAAAUUGGGUGUUUCUAAUAAGCCUGAAGUCUCACACACAAUUACACCACAUUACAUGCCGCACUCUGCUGUUAUCAUCCGAUAAGUGGUAAAUGGUCAAAACUUUGUGUCAACUACACUUAACCCUCGCCUAUCACGCCCAGUUGGGGCCGAAAUAGCUGCGCCAUAGUAAAAAAUGUGAUAGCCGAAUUGAUCUUGGCGGGAAGGCGGUUUUAGCCAAUGAGUUCUCAUAUAUCCCAUGGUGUCAUGGCUGGGUGCGCGAUAGCAGGCAUCUGAGGUUGCGAUAAUGAAAUUUUAGCAGUUUUUCAUGGGUGCGUGAUAGCAAUAAAACGCGAUAGCUGAAGUCGCGAUAGCCGAGGGUUGACUGUAUUUUAAUCUGCUUGCUUAUAUUUACAAGUGGGCAGAGUUUGAGCUUUUGUGGACACUAGUGUCUAGAAGUGUUCAUUUUAUAUAACUUGACAUGGCAAGAUCAGAUUGGCUCUAGUAAGAUAAAUUAUUCCAGCUUUGAAUUUCAAAGAUGUACAGUAAAUCCUCAGUAUAAUAGACUAUUUGUGAGGGAAGGCCAAGUUGUUAUAUCUGAACUUUCAUCACUCUUAUGCUAUAGUCUCUAUAAUGAGUUCUUCUAUAAGAACAUAGCUGCAAGAAUCUAUCAAACCUUUGAAGUUGAAUUGUGUUUAUUAUGUGAGGGAGUUGUUUAGUAAUAUGUAUUUAAUAUUAGUUGAUCUAGUUUCACUGGAAUUCUGCCACACCUAGUGAGAAAAGUUUUACAUAUCCAGUAUUUGUUUGAAAGGCCCUGAGGAUUCUUUAUUUUUGCCUCAUAACAAUUAGGGGUGUUAAAUGUAAGGCCGAGUUAAAACAUCUGAUAUAUUCAGUAGUCAUUAUAUUAUAUGUGCAUUUAUUGUAUUGAGGACUUACUCUAUCUUGUGCUUUCUUAAGCUAGAGUCUGAAGGUCAGGGUUGAGAUUGAGCCGUGGAACAAGUAGGAUCGUUAUGUUCCUCAGGGAUGUGGAAUAGUAAUGUUCCAUACAAUGAGUGUUUCAAAUUUUUCUGCUGGCUUUGUGUGAGUGUUAAUUGUGGCCCCCUGAAGGCAUCUCAGCAGGUGUCAUUGCAGCCUUUUACUAUUUUGCCUUGUAUGGUGCUUCAUUUCUUUGAUAUUCAUGUCUUAAUGUCCGAAAUCAUCCUGAAAUAUAGUCCACACCCCGCCUGUCAUGAAUAAGUCUUGUUCAUGGAAAACGGGUAUUUUCUUCAUCGGUCAUUUGCUUCAUGCACUCACACAUCACUGACCAUUGAAUAAUGAUAACAGUUUUUAGCCACAAUUUAUGUCAUUUUCUAAGAUUUAUUAGUUGACUCAUAUGAUAGUAAUAUUUUUACUCAACAUAAUGAAAGAUGAAUGAACUAAUAGUUCAUACUCUUAGUCUUCAGAAAACUUAGUGAAACUAUAUUUUGACCAGGAUCAAAAUCAUUAAUAGUGAAAUCAGGACUAAGGAUUUUUGUCCCUGAAUAAUAAAAAGAAAGCAAAUAAAAAUGAAAUUUAUGAAUUCUGAUAAAUGUAGGCAUCUAGUGAUGGUGACCAAUCAAGUAAUGUAUCAUGCUCCUUCUCCUGUGUUUAGCAUUAUUCUCAAUUAAUAUCAAGGACUCUGAUCUGUUUCUGAAUCUAUCAGUUGUCAGAUUUUAUAAGUAGAUUUAAUGCUUAAUAUGAGAGAAAGUGCAAAACUGGAUAAGUCAGUGGACAAGGUUGCUAGACUUCUGACCACGACUACACUGCUGGGAAAGCAUCCACAAUGAUUAUGGAGCAAGUGACUUGGUGGUUUGUGAGCCUAAUAGUUUCCCAGAGAAUAGAGGACCCUUUUUAAAGUCUAAUUAACAACAUAAGAAAAAAAAAAAAAAAAAAAAAGGGAUUGUGGCAGGUAUACAGAAAGCUUUGAAUUUGUUAAGCAGUGUGUAUACAGAAAGGAGAAGACAGGGAAAAGUGAGUGUGAUGAAUGUGACAAAUGAUGAGAAGAAAUGAGGAAAUAGGAAAAAAAAGUUUGAUGGAAAGUAUGGUAGAUAGAGAGGAGAAAAUGAGAUAAAGAGUGUGAUGGCUAGUAUGUUAGAGGUGGUGGUGGUGGUGGUGGAGAGCAUACAACUGGCAGCUUAAAAAUGUGUGGGCCUGAAUUUUCUUAUUUUAGGUUGAUCGGAAUAAUGCAAACAAUACAUCACCUGUGGCAUCUGAUUCACUACUUAAAUCAAAAGCAGCUUCAUCCACAAGACUUGCUUUGUGUUGUUAUGAAUUCAAAUCGAUGUGAUACUUUGUCUGUCUUUGUGUUCACUCUUCUACCUACCUCACAAUCACAUUUUUCAUUAUCUCGUAAUAUCCUAUUUUUAUCUCAGGAUGGAGAGCAUGAAUGAAGGAAAGAGAAAACAAGAGGACAGGCUGAGUGUGUGUGUGUGUGCGUCUUUCAUUCAUUAUGGUGUUGGGCUCUCAUUCUAUAUUGUAGGUCACCAAGUAUAGCUUUGAAAUGAGAGUCUAAGAGUCCAUGAUAAGUCAAUCUUUGAAUAGCCCUUAACCUGCACCACACCACACACCCAGUCAUCCUCUUGCUUGGGAUCAGUAGGAACAGUAACCUUCCUCACUUAGUGAAAUUCUUUGCUGCCUGAGUGGAUGCAAGUGUCAGCCUACCAUAUGAGAAGCAGGAUGUUUCUACUGAGAUAAUGAGCACUGUGUGUGUGUGUGUGUGUGUGUGUGUGUGUGUGUGUGUGUGUGUGUGUGUGUGUGUGUGUGUGUGUGUGUGUGAUUUAUUAACUUGAUUACAUGCUGGAUUCAUGGACAACUGCAUCCUCCUAGUGAAAAUUUAUGAAGGCCAAGUGUGUGUAUUUACUAUUUGUAUUUAUCUAGUAUUGUGUGUGUGUGUGUGUGUGUGUGUGUGUGUGUGUGUGAAGUGAACAAUAAUGAUGUGUUUUCACAUAUUUUUAUCUUUGUAAUAUUGUGUUUAGACAACUGUACAUACAUAGGUACAUGAAGAGAAUGUUAUUGUGAGACUGAAGUACAGAAACACACACACACACACACACACACACACACACACACACACACACACACACACACACACACACACACACACACACACACACACACACACACACACACACACACACACACACACACACACACACACACACACACACACACACACACACCAAUCAAUGACUUGCUUUAGUGGUUGUGAUGAUUAAAGUCUUAAGCAUAAUUACAUGAUUUGAACAUUGCUUAUUGAUAUUGGAACUCAUUGGUUAAAGGUUCUUUGUGCUUUUAUAAGAUUUUCAGCGUAAAAAAGUACACUGAAGUGCAAUUACAAUGCUAAAUGUCAGUUAUUACUUUCUCUCUCUCUCUCUCUCUCUCUCUCUCUCUCUCUCUCUCUCUCUCUCUCUCUCUCUCUCUCUCUCUCUCUCUCUCUCUCUCUCUCUCUCUCUCUCUCUCUCUCUCUCUCUCUCUCUCUCUCUCUCUCUCUCUCUCUCUCUCUCUCUCUCUCUCUCUCUGUCUGUGUUGUGUGAGUGUGUACAAUACAUGGGUGUACACUCAUAAGCACAAAAAUAAAUAUUACCAAAUAAAAUGUAUUUAUGAAAUAGAUUUGCUGCAAAUUACUUCUUGUCAUUUAUAAAAGAUGGACAAGAAGAACCUUUAUGUAUUUUAUCACUUAGGUAUUUUUAUUAUCUGGCAAUUGAUCAGAUGCUUUAACUUUAUUUCUUUAUUUAUUAUUGAGAAUAGCAGACAUUGAUUAAGGAUCAUGAUUAUAUUCAGGUGUACUGCAAGCUUGGCAGGAGUGUUGAGUGCUCCUUGUACUAGGAACAGUACAUGUUGAAUAAAAUUCCCCCUCUGAAUUGCACCAAUUUCAGGUUCAUUUUUUAAUGAUUGAUUUUAUGAGACUUGCUUGUGUUGAGGUCUUAAAUUAAUUUUGUUUGCAUUAGUGAAUGAAGUUUUUGUCUUGAUAUAGCCUCUGUGGCAAGGGGGCACUGCCUGGCCUCACAGUCUGUGGCCAGGUUGGAAGAAUACUGCCACUGUUCUCCCUGCAUGUCGUAAAAGGCGCCUUAAAGGGACAGAGUAUGGGACCACAGGCCCCUUCCUCUGCAUGUUUAUUCCUGUCCCCCUAUAAGGAGGGAUCUCAACCUGGUAUAUACAUAGGUAGAUAAAUGGAUAUGUAUAAAUAUUUUACACCAUAGAGAAAGAAAUUAAUCUGUGAUACUGCUCCUGAUAAUGCACAGAAUGCAUUUGGAAUAAAGCAGUUAUAUGUUUGAAAAUAUAACUAAAGUCUGAA